Sodiomyces alkalinus F11 is the source of this 468-nucleotide messenger RNA. RefSeq lists its product as hypothetical. The coding region runs from base 1 to 468 and encodes 155 amino acids. The transcript has 4 exons. Lineage: Eukaryota; Fungi; Ascomycota; Sordariomycetes; Glomerellales; Plectosphaerellaceae. The record is from RefSeq and is a predicted model, not a curated record.
AUGUUACCCUGGAUGUCCGUCUCGUUGUCCGUGAACCAUGUCUCUCCACAGGGCCAGAAGAAUACCACGCUGGGCGGCAUUGAGCGGGGUCUGUAUCUACCGGCAGCGACGAUCGACAGAGUCUAUAUUAAUGGGGUUACAGGACAGGGGCGCUUCACCCAAAUUUCCGACUUCGUCCUGCGCAGCAUAAAUUUGCAUAGAACGUUCCCUAAUAUUUUCAUGCAUCUCCAUUCUAGACGCGGGGACGAUACCGAGAUCGACUACACGAGUGAUAUAGUCAAGCUGAACAAUAGUUCCAUCUUAACACCGACAAGACCUCAGCUGUAUAUGAAGACAUCUGGUGCGAGAAUUUCAUGUGAUAUUUGGCAUGCUGUCUCGCUAACUACCGAGGCCAUUGACCGACUUCCCGUCUUCUUCUUCCGCCCAUCCAUCGCCUUCGAUGCAUCGGCUGAUCUUCAACCAAAAUGA